This is a messenger RNA of Nerophis lumbriciformis (worm pipefish), 2023 nucleotides long. RefSeq names its product mex-3 RNA binding family member A (gene mex3a). The record is from RefSeq and is a predicted model, not a curated record. Gene Ontology annotation, molecular function: RNA binding. Lineage: Eukaryota; Metazoa; Chordata; Actinopteri; Syngnathiformes; Syngnathidae.
ACUCUUUGUUAGCCAUGCCGAGCCUGCUGGUGUUAGCAGGGAUCAUGGAGAAAAACGGGGGCUACGCCGGGGAUCUGGCCGGCUCCGGCUUCGGAGGCGAGGCUCUCCUGGUGCCGCCCGACGACGACGAGGACGACUCCCGCGCCCUUCGGGUCGCGCUGGGCCAGCUGUCUCUGCUGGGGCUCGGCGAGGGCGAGGACGGCGGCGGCGGCGGCGGCGGCGUCCCGACGGCGGGAGUGCAGGACCGGAGCAACAACAACAACAACAACCAGCAGCAGCAGCAGCAGCAUGGCGGGGACGCAGCCAUCCUGGCCGGCAAGAGCAAGUUGUGCGCGCUGUACUCUGAGAGCUCGUCCGGCGAGCCCAAAGGACGCGGCUGCAACAUCACUGAAUGUGUUCCUGUGCCCAGCUCCGAACAUGUGGCCGAGAUAGUGGGCAGGCAAGGUUGCAAGAUCAAAGCACUGCGGGCCAAGACCAACACCUACAUCAAAACCCCCGUCAGAGGUGAGGAGCCCGUAUUUCUCAUCACCGGCCGCAAGGAGGACGUGGCCCUGGCUCGCCGCGAGAUCAUCUCGGCCGCCGAGCACUUCUCCAUGCUGAGGGCGUCCCGCAACAAGCUGGGUGUGUCUUUCAGCGGCUCCCCGCCCACGCCUCUACCGGGUCAGACCACCAUCCAGGUGAGGGUGCCGUACCGGGUGGUGGGGCUGGUGGUGGGCCCCAAAGGAUCCACAAUCAAACGCAUCCAGCAGCAGACCUGCACGUACAUCGUCACCCCCAGCCGGGACCGCGACCCCGUCUUUGAGAUCACGGGCUCGCCGAGUAACGCGGAGCGAGCCCGCGAGGAGAUCGAAGCGCACAUCGCCUUCCGGACAGGAGGUCUGCACGAGCACAACAACGAGAACGACUGCCUGGGCCCCCACAGCCCGGUGGGCGGUGGCGGUCUGGAGAGUCGUCUCCAGCAGGUCUGGGGUCUUCAGGGGGGCCAGCGCAAGCCCCUCAGCAGCAGCUACCGCCAGAACUUCUCAGACGCCAUGGUGGAAGGAGGCGGGAUCUACAACAAGGGCAACUUCUCCAGCUCUGGCGAGAAGCCUUGCUCCUUUUUCGGCUCGGAGGGCACCCAGAGCUGGGGGGACCCCGACUACCCCAAACAGAUGGCCUUCUACGCCCAGCAGCGCUCCAAGAGCUUCGGAGGCCUCCCGCUGCCCCUGACCAGACUCUCGCCGGGCCUCCCCGACUCCAACACUAACUGCGUGGUGUCCGGCUCGCCUCACGCCCAGGCUCGCCGCGCCCACAGCGAGCCCACCUCAGCCGGCGAGGGCGGCUUCCCCGGGCGCCUCCCCGUGCCGGACUCGCCGCCGGCCACCAUGCGGGACUGCAUGACCUGCUUCGAGAGCAAGGUGACGGCCGCCCUGGUGCCCUGCGGCCACAACCUCUUCUGCAUGGAGUGUGCCAUCCGAAUCUGUGAGCUGAAGCACCCCGAGUGCCCCGUGUGCCACACCCGCGUCACGCAGGCCAUCCGAAUAUUCUCCUAAGUCUCCUAAUCACUGGCUCUUAUUACACUUUGGUUCCAGAACAAUCAAGCAGAUAUUUUACAAGGCACUGCUUGCUUUGCUAAAAAGUCCAAGAAAUAUUUGUAACUUUUUCUUUUCUAUACAUAUAUAUAUUUUAUAAAACGUUGCUUUAUAAGAGAAGUAUAGCACCUUUUCUUUUCCCUUCACCAAUCUCCGUGCAGGCAGACGUAAUGUGAACAUUCCGGGAGGAAGUCUUCUCAAACUACUUCCACGCUUGGACAAAAUGUCAACACUUCUCCCGUACUUUGCUUAGUCUUCAAAAUCACUAAUUCCUAAUUGAUGGCACCUUGCUGGAACAUUCUCCUCCUCGCUCAAAGCACUCAUUUACUUUGGGAGGCCCCAAAGCUGUCCAGUCUCUUAUACACCCCCUCCCUCCUAAAGCGUGCGUUAUCGCCGUGGGGAGACAUCUCUGUGGCCAAGACCAAGGCCAAGGCGAGGUCUCAGCUAAGACA